AUGGCCCCGCGCCCGUUCAUGGCUCUGUGGGCUCCGCUGCUCUUCGUGCACUUUCUGGGCUCCUCGGCCGAGCUGCUCCUUCUCAGCACUUUCCCCUCCGCGCAGCCCACCAACAACUUCAUCCUGGACGCGGCUGGCCGGCGCCCGAGCAACAUCUCCCUGCAGGCUGCGCCGUUCCCCCCGCGCAACGUGGUGCCCAGCAUGCUCAACGUUGCUGCCAACCAUGCCAACGCCUCCACCGUGGGGCUGCUGCUGCGGAGCCCCGGCGCGGACACCCGGCUCCUGGUCGGGGCCACCUACACCGGCUACGGCAGCCAGUUCUUCACCUGGAACCAGAGCGUCGCCGACCACCGAUUCGAGAACAGCCCGGAGAUCUCGAUCAGGGCCCUGAACACCACCUUCCCCUCCCACCUCUUCACCUUCGACAUCAGCCCGUCGGACGACAACAUCUUCAAGGUCAAGCAGAGCAGCAAGAGCCGCCACCGCCUGGUCUUCAUCCGGGCAUUCCGGCAGGGAGGCUUCGGCUACCUCGCCAUGAACUUAGAGCCCGCCCCCGCGGGGAAGGAGAGCCGGCCCAGCAGCGUCAUCGCGCGCAUCUGCCUGACGCUGGAUCCGCGGGGGGAGCCCCGCAAGCUCACCGAGUCUUACAUCCAGCUGGGCCUGCGCUGUGAGGGGCCCAAGGGAAGCCUGUAUGGGCGUUUGGUGUCGAUUUUCGCGGAGCCCGGGAGGAUUUUCGGGGUGUUCGAGGGCCGGGGGGAUACGGCGCUCUGCGCCUACCAGCUCGGGGACGUGGGGAAGGAGAUCCGCGAGGCGCGGAACGGUUGCUUCGGGAAACAGGACCACGGGGAGGUGCAGGUGCUGGAUAGUGUGGUGCAAGGCAGCGGGCCCAGCUGUGAGAGGAGGAACAUCAAGCUGCAGGAAGAACAGAUGGAUUGUGGGGCCGCGCAUCUCCAGCACCCGCUCACCAUCAAUCGGCCUCUGUCUGCCACCCCGCUCUUCAAGGCUCCCGGACUGACCUCGGUGGCGGUGGCCAACGUUAGCGGCUACACGGUGGCCUUCCUCGGCACGGCUGGCGGGCAGCUUCUGAAGAUAACUCUGGAUGUCGACAUGAAAAUUGCGAGCCGUCAGUCCCUUCUGAUAGCGAGAGGGGAGCCGGUCCACCACAUCAUGCGCUUCGAUCCCGUGAAUCCCACCUACCUCUACGUCAUGACCACACAUCAGAUGGUGAAAGUAAAAGUGGCGGAUUGCGACAAGUUCCAAACGUGCGCGGAGUGUCUAGAAGCCGCCGAUGCCUAUUGUGGUUGGUGCACGAUGGAAGCCAGGUGCUCCAUGCAGCAGGAGUGCUCCAAUUCUGAAGACAACGCUUUCUGGACCAGCCCAAGAGGAGGGGUGCAGCAGUGCCCAGCGGUCGGGAUUAUCCCUGAUAGAAUCGACAUCACCUCGGAGACUCAGACAAUCCUCCUCCAAAUCACAGGAAACCUCCCCCGUCUUGAGUCAAUGAACUCCUCUUGCGACUACGGGAAUGGCGUUCACUUGCCGGCCAGGAUUGUGCAUGACAAUGAACAACAGUGGGCUCACUGCUCCUUCCUUCCACAGGAAAAAUUUCCAGAAUUCCCCACAAACGAAGAUCAUGUGAACGUGACGCUGGGUGUCACCGUUGGAGGGAUCCAUAUCGCCGAGAACAAUUUCGUCAUCUAUGACUGUGAGAGGACCCAGAACAUCCAUCCUAAAACCUCGUGCACCAGCUGUGUGACAUCGGUCUGGCCCUGUAUCUGGUCUGUGAGCCAACACAAGUGUGUCUCCAACAGUUCCCAGCAUGACUCCGUUGUCCAGGUUGCAACAGACUGCCCCCAGAUAACCACCACCUACCUGCCCCCCACCCCGACCGGGACCCCCACAGAGUUCACCCUGACCUUGGCCAACGUCAGACAGGAUCUCAGGCUGGAAUGUGACUUUGGACCAGGACAGACCUUCCCAGCCAAGUGGUUGAAUUCUUCCUCCGUCUCAUGCAGCAACGUCUGGCUCCAAACUUUGGAAAGUAGCCGGAAAUUUCCAGUGAACUUGCAGCUGAACAAUCCUUCUGGACGGUUCCUGGACAAUCCUGGUGCAGUGAGCGUGGAAGUGUACAACUGUGCAUCAGAGCCCACAGACUGUUCCCGCUGCCUCGGACGCACAGAUUUAGGGCACCUGUGCACUUGGAGUGAGAGCAGCGCCUCCUGCAGGCUGAACAGUUUUUUUAUUAGUAAAGGAAAAACUAGUUUGUUGCAGAUUUGUAGUUGUAGCUUUCUGCGUCUCUCCCCUCAGAUUGAGCCGGCGAGCGGGCCGUUGCAGGGCGGCACUUUGCUUACAAUCCUCGGACGCAAUCUUGGCAGCCGCUUCAGUGACAUCGCGGACAAGGUGAAGAUCGGGGACGUGCCGUGUACGCCCAUCGCGGACCGAUACCUGGUGUCACAAGAGAUCGUAUGCAUGACGGGGACGUCUCCUCGUGAGCUUAGCGAUUCGGUGACCCUGGAUGUCAAUGGAGCGGGACACUCAAAAGAGAAGUAUUCCUUUAUGGUUCCAAAGGUGGAUUCCAUGUUCCCAAGUCUCGGGCCACGAGCUGGAGGGACCAAAAUGACCAUUACCGGGGACCAGCUUGACAUUGGCGGGGACGUGCGCGUCCUGUUUGAUGACACCCUGGAAUGCAGAGACCUUGCACGCACGGAGAGCAGCAUCCAUUGCACCGUUCCAGCAAUGGAAUCCCUUCCCAACAUGAAUGUCACAGUUUGUGUCCAGUUCGAAAGACGCUCUUGCUUAGAGGGGAAUUUCACUUUCCAAUACAAAGAGAACCCAGUGAUCACAAACAUGGAGCCCAGAAGCAGCCAUGUAAGUGGAGGUCGAACCAUCACUCUUACCGGAGAACGAUUCAGCCUCGUUCAAGAUGUGAAGAUAAAAAUUCAACACCAUAAUGGAGGACAAAUGAACUGCACAGUUAUCAGUGACACUGUGAUCACCUGCCCUUCCCCCACUGGCCCCAACACGACUCUGGAGAAAAGAAACAUCAGCGUGUCCUUUUACGUCAACGGUGCCUAUGAGAUGUCCGAUGUGGAACAAAGAGAUGACCCAACCGAGAAGGGUUCCCUAAACAGCAGGUUCAGCCUGGAAUAUCAACCGGACCCCAUGUUCUACACCGCCCAGAAGGAGAAGUUGAUCAAACACCAUAUUGGAGAACCUCUGACUCUGGUGAUACAUAAAGAACAUGAUGACCUGGGUCUAAGGGAGGAUGAGUAUCAAGUCAAGGUUGGUCAGACUCCAUGCGAGCUGAUAGUUUUCAACGACAAAGUCAUUCACUGCACCAUCAACGGGUCCUUGGAUACAUCAGAGCGAUACCUACCUGUUACCGUACAAGUCGGUAAAUUCAACCAGACCAUCAGCAUGCUUCACCAGGCCGGCAUAGACACGUCAGUCAUUGUGUCCGUCAUUAUUUGUGGUAUAUUGUUGCUGCUGACCGUGGUGGCUCUGUUUGUCUUUUGCACCAAGAGCCGGCGAGCCGAGCGCUAUUGGCAGAAAACGCUCUUACAGAUGGAGGAGAUGGAGUCCCAGAUCCGGGAGGAGAUCAGAAAAGGAUUCGCUGAGCUGCAGACAGACAUGACGGAUCUGACCAAAGAGCUGAACCGCAGCCAGGGAAUACCGUUCCUGGAGUACAAGCAUUUUGUGACCCGCACCUUCUUCCCCAAGUGCUCCUCCCUGUAUGAAGAUCGCCUCAUCCUGCCCAUGCAGAACUUCAACUCCCAUCUGGGGACCCCGGUGCCAGAGACCCACCCGCUGCUGUGCCCCGACUGGAGGUUUUGGUGUAACCUGGCCUCUUUGCUCACUAUCGCCCUUCAUGGCAAGUUGGAGUAUUACACCAGCAUCAUGAAAGAUCUCCUGGUGGACCUCAUAGACUCGUCAGCCUCCAAGAACCCCAAGCUGAUGCUUCGCAGGACGGAGUCGGUGGUGGAGAAAAUGCUGACCAACUGGAUGUCCAUCUGCAUGUACAGCUGCCUCCGGGAAACAGUGGGAGAGCCUUUCUACUUGCUGCUGUGCGCCAUUAAACAACAAAUCAACAAGGGCUCCAUAGACGCCAUCACAGGGAAGGCACGGUACACCCUGAACGAGGAAUGGCUGCUGAGAGAGAACAUCGAGGCCAAGCCUAUGUUCCUCAACGUGUCCUUCCAGGGCUGCGGCAUGGACUCGCUGAGCGUGCGCGCGUUGGACACGGACACCAUCAGCCAGUGCAAGGAGAAGAUUCUGGAGGCUUUCUGCAAGAACCUGCCCUUUUCACAGUGGCCUCUGGUGGAGGACGUGGAUUUGGAAUGGUUCGCCUCCAGUUCCCAGAGCUUCAUCCUCCGAGAUCUCGAUGACACGUCGCUUAUGGAGGACGGAAGGAAGAAGCUGAACACGGUGUCGCAUUAUAAGGUCUGUGACGGAGCUUCGCUGGCCAUGAGCUUGAAGGACCAGAGAGAUAACACAUUGGGGCGAGCGAAAGACCUGGACACAGACAAGUACUUCCAUUUGGGGCGGGGUCACACUUUCUUGGCCGCACGGUCAUUUCUCUGCUUUCUUCUCGGACUUCAGGGAACUCUGCAGAAAUUCCUGGAUGACCUGUUCCGGGCCAUCCUCAGCAUCCGGGAGGACCGGCCGCCUCUCGCCAUCAAAUACUUCUUCGACUUCCUGGAGGAGCAGGCGGAGAAACGCGGAAUCUCCGACCCGGACACGCUGCACAUCUGGAAGACCAACAGCCUUCCUCUGCGUUUCUGGGUGAAUAUCCUGAAGAACCCCGAGUUUGUCUUCGAUAUGGAAAAGUCGGACCACAUGGACGCCUGUCUGUCCGUCAUCGCUCAGGCCUUCAUAGACGCCUGCUCCAUCUCGGAUAUGCAGCUUGGAAAGGACUCCCCCACCAACAAGCUGCUCUACGCCAAGGAAAUUCCAGAGUAUCGGAAGAUUGUGCAGAAAUAUUACCAACAGCUGAAGGAGAUGAGCCCGCUGAGCGAGCAGGAGAUGAACGCGCACCUCGCGGAGGAGUCGCGGAAAUAUUACAAUAAAUUUAAUACCAACGUCGCCGUUGCCGAGAUUUACAAAUACGCCAAAAAGUAUCGCUCGCAGAUCGUCAGCGCUCUAGAAGCCAACCCCGUCACCCGACGCGGCCAGUUACAGCACAGGUUCGAGCAAAUGAUUAUCCUGAUGGAGGACGAUAUUUACACAUGUAGCAGCGAGGCCUAGGAGUGCCAGGUGGGACCCCUCCACCCGAAUCGGUGAAUCUGGGAGCGGAGUCUGCGAUGAAGACAUUAA
Messenger RNA from Nanorana parkeri, 5310 nucleotides. RefSeq names its product plexin D1 (gene PLXND1). The transcript is spliced from 36 exons. Bases 1 to 5241 code for a protein of 1746 amino acids. Gene Ontology annotation, molecular function: protein binding; semaphorin receptor activity. The record is from RefSeq and is a predicted model, not a curated record. Gene Ontology annotation, cellular component: semaphorin receptor complex. NCBI's taxonomy places the organism in Eukaryota, Metazoa, Chordata, Amphibia, Anura, Dicroglossidae. Gene Ontology annotation, biological process: semaphorin-plexin signaling pathway involved in axon guidance; regulation of cell shape; negative regulation of cell adhesion.